Messenger RNA from Perkinsus marinus ATCC 50983, 1329 nucleotides. Its product is annotated as Protein UTR4, putative. The transcript is spliced from 7 exons. The record is from RefSeq and is a predicted model, not a curated record. Bases 1 to 1329 code for a protein of 442 amino acids. Gene Ontology annotation, molecular function: magnesium ion binding; acireductone synthase activity. Lineage: Eukaryota; Perkinsozoa; Perkinsida; Perkinsidae.
AUGUCCGGUUUUGACGAGGCCGGCGAGAGGCUGGCGAAGAUGUGCCGUGAGUUGGAGGCGAGUGGGCAUAUGAAGGGCACGUCGGGGUGUGCCUCCAUGAAGGUUGGUCAUGAUGGUGAUGGUGUGCUGGUCACUCCCAGUGGCUAUUUGAAAGGGGAGCUCAAGGGCCUCGAGGAUCUGUUCCUGGUAUCACUCUCUACAGGCGAGAUUGGGUAUCCACGGUCGGAUAAGGAGGUAACUCCUCGGAAGCUGACGGACUCGUGGGAGGUGAUGAAUAUGAUUUACGAGAAAGUUGGUAUGAAUGAAUGCACGUGUGUGUUGCACUCCCAUCACGAAGCCUUGGUCCUGGCGGCCAACAUUGAGGACAGACGUGUGGUGGAUGAGUCAACAGUGUUGAAGUGGCGUGCUCCGGCGAAUCAGGAGAUGCUGAAGGGAAUACGGGGAUACAGCAAUACAGGAGAGCCUCUCUUGGUGCCUAUAAUACGUAAUACCCCUCAUGAGAAGGACCUCUGUCCGGAGCUAGGCAGGGUCCUGGACGCGCUUGGAGGCUCUCCCCCGGCAGUGUUGGUGUUGAACCAUGGAGUGUACAUAUGGGGGAAGUCCUGGGUAGAGGCUCGAAGGCAUCUCGAGUGUCUCACUUGGCUCGGGACUACUACUCCCAUCACGUUCGUGAAAGACACUCUAUUCCCACUGGCUAGAGAUAGGAUGCUCGAGUGGUUGACAAGCCACUGGGAUCACCAGGAGGGAGUUCAGGUCAGGAAGCUGCUGCCGGCCGAGCUGCGGGACGGGUCUGUGGAGGAGGUGGCUGAUAUGGUGAAGGAGUGGAUAGCAGCUGAUAGGAAGGAGCCGGCCUUGAAGACAGCUCAGGGGCUCAUCUGGAGGGAGUCCUACGAAACAGGGGGGCUUCGAGCUCCUAUGUUUACUGAUGUUGGCCCGUGUUGGGAGAGGUGGAAGGCGCGAGGGGCGAGGAUAGCGAUUUUUAGUAGUGGGAGUAGGGAGGCACAAAAGCUUAUCUAUAAGUAUUGUGGAGAUGAGAAGACGAAGGUUUUGGAUUUAACGCGGUUUAUCUCGUGUUAUUUUGAUCCUACUUCUGUGGGAGGGCAUUCUAAGCAAACCUCCGAGGCCUACGAGCAGAUCGCCUUGUCGCUUGGGGCUGAUCCGAAGGAUAUAGUCUUUUUUACGGAUAUCCCAGGCGAGGCUAGGGCAGCUAGAGCAGUUGGGUGUGGGACGGUGGUGGUUGUUCGAGAGGGCAAUGCGGCAGUAGACCGGGAGGAGCUGUUGGAGGAAGGUCACCAAGUGGUGGAGAACUUCUGCGAUGUUGAUAUCUGA